GAAACUAGCACGUUAGCUAGUGCUUACAUGGUUAGCAUUUAGUUACAGUGGGUAAAGAAAAGCAACAUAAAGUUCAUGGUUGAAUAGAUUCACCAACAUUUUUAUGUAAUUGUGUUCAUAUAUUUGCAAUUAUGGCAACCACACUGGAAUUCAGGACACAUGCAGACCAAUCAUGCAGAUAUUCAGAAGAAUUUGUCAACAUUUAUUACGACUGCAUGGAUAAGAAAAGAAGGAACCUGACCCGUCUCUACCUGGACAAGGCUACAUUGGUGUGGAACGGGAACGCAGUUUCAGGACUGGAUGCUCUGGGAGAGUUUUUUGAGUCGCUGCCUUCAAGUGAAUUUCAAGUACAUACACUGGAUUGUCAGCCGGUUCAUGAACAAGCAACCCAAGGCCAGACGACGCUGCUGGUUGUAACCGGUGGAAUCGUCAAGUUUGAAGGGAACAAACAGCGCUUCUUCAAUCAGAACUUUCUUUUAACAGCUCAGGCUUCCCCCAACAACGACCAGCCCGUGUGGAAGAUCGCCAGUGACUGUUUCCGUUUCCAGGACUGGAAUAGCUGAGGCUCUUAUCUCUGCCUCUUCCCUUGACACUUAUCUUAUAAGUCAAUAUGCUGUUGUUUUUUGUUUUUGUAAGAAAAGUAAAAAAAAAUACACCAAGUACAAAAAAAGUUUAUUUUUCAGAACUAUUGAACAAGGUAUGUGAUCAUCAUGAUGGAACAAUAAAUACUAAUAGGACCACUGAA
This is a messenger RNA of Sphaeramia orbicularis (orbiculate cardinalfish), 745 nucleotides long. It is a transcript of the gene nxt2, whose product is annotated as nuclear transport factor 2-like export factor 2. Gene Ontology annotation, biological process: nucleocytoplasmic transport. The transcript is spliced from 4 exons. The record is from RefSeq and is a predicted model, not a curated record. NCBI's taxonomy places the organism in Eukaryota, Metazoa, Chordata, Actinopteri, Kurtiformes, Apogonidae. The coding region runs from base 132 to 563 and encodes 143 amino acids.